CAAGAUUUCAAUAUUUACGCGGUUUUCUGUCUAUAACCCGAAUGCGUAACUUGUUGCUUAUUUAUGUGUGAUAUUAGUGUAUAAAUUUAAAAUUUAAGAGUUCAAAAUGGAAAAACUAUUAAAACGAAAGAAAAAAGCGCAAACAGAUGGUAACAAAACAUUACUAACUUCUGUAUGCAUAGACCUUGCCGAACUUCAUUUAAGCAAUAGCAAUUAUAAUGCAGCAAUUGACGAAUACAAAACAGUUGCAAUGAUUUACAAACAGCAGAACAAAAUGCUUGAAUAUGCCUGUGCGCAUAGAAUGAUUGGUGAGGCAUAUACCCACUUAUUACUCUAUGACAAUGCCCUAAAGCAUGAGGAAAUUUACCUCAAGGUAGCUCAAAAAGAAAACAAUAAGAUGGAAGAACAAAGAGCAUUUGCCACCAUGGGACAUAUUUAUUUAACAAUGUCAUUGUGUUCAGAGGAACCAAAUCAUAAAAAUUUAGAGCUGGCUGCAAACAAUUUCAUUAAAAGUUUAAAUGUUUGUGAGAAAUUGAGUGGUGUUAUUUCUAAAAGAGAACAAAUGGAUAUGAUGGCAAGAUUAUUUGCAAAUCUUGGGGUGGUCAAAGAAGCUCAAGGAAAAUUUUCUAAAGGAAUUGAGCUAGUCAUUAAGAGUGUGAAUGUGUGCAAGAAGUAUGAUAUUUUUGAACAACUUGAGAGGUGUUACACAACCCUAAGCUCUUUAUAUCUCAAAAGUGGUGAUCACAGCAGUGCAAUUAGUAAUUUAAAUCUAGCCAUGGAAACAGCAGGUAGAUUACCACAAAAAGUUUCAUUAACUUGUUCAUCUCUCCUGUCUAAAGCAGACAUACUGAUGAAAAUGAAUGAUCUACAAGGCGCAAAACGCGUUCUACAUAAAGCAUAUAAACUGAAAACGCCAAACAAAACUGAUCGUGAUACAAUUGAAAAGAAUUUAAAAACUGUCAUGGCGAUGAGUUAUGCAGAAGAAAAUUUAUUGGUAGCAUCAGUGGAUGAUCACCAAACAAGAAAAUCUCUUUAUGAACGCCUUGGGGAUGGCGCAUGCUAUUUUAAAAAUUAUUCUACUGCCAUUGACUACUACAAAAUGAUGCUGGACUCUGCAUUAAAGAAUAAUGAAUGUGGAAAGUCCCUGAGUCCUUGUUAUAACAGUCUAGCACAAACUUAUUUAGAUAAUAAGCAAUAUGACAAAGCAAUUGAAUAUUAUAACUUAGAUCUGGAACUGUCUAAAGAUAACUUGAGUGAAUCAAUAAACACAACUUUUAAUAUAGCAUCCGCUAUGGAUAAAGCCGGCAAAGACAUCAAUUCAGUUUGUGCACUGUAUAAUCAGGCCCAAGAAAGGUGUCGAAUAGCUGGAGUCAAAAAGGAACUUGCGAGGGUUUUGGAGCGACAUAUUUUGUAUUUAAAGAAAAAUUUCAGAGUAACGGACGCUGCCAAAUUGGAACCCGAGUUUGAAGAGUUGAAUUGUUUGCCAAGUGAUAGUGAUAGUGGCGGAGAAGAGGCUGAAGAUACAUUUGCACUGGGUGAUGAUGUAGAUAUUAAUAACAUAACGGAUCUAUCUUCAAGUGAUGAUGAAAAGGAUCUAACAAUAAAAUCAACUAGGAAACGAAAUAAAACUACAGCUUUUACAAUAAAACGAAAUGCGAAAGGUGAAACUCAACUACACGUUGCAACGAUUGAUGGUAAUGUGCAAUUAGUAGAAAAAUUAUUAGGGCAAGGACAUGUUGUUAACAUUAGAGAUAAUGCUGGAUGGCUACCGAUUCACGAGGCAUGCAUUUGUGGUCAUUUAGAGAUAGUUCAAAUGUUAGUAGAAAAGGGUGCUGCUAUCAAUGAUAGAGGUGGCGUUAAAUGUGAAGGCAUGACACCAUUGCAUGAUGCUGCAUCAAAUGGUCACUUAGAAGUUAUUGAAUAUAUGUUAGCGAAGGGUGCUUCCCCACUUGCAAAAACAGAUAAUGGCGAAACUCCUCUAAACUUUCUAAAAUCAUGGAGAUCUAACGUAACUUUAGACGCAAAUGAAGAAAUCGUUUAUAAUCGCGUUGUAGAAUCGAUAGCAAUCGCGUUAUCGAAAGCCGGUCAACAUGAUACAACAAGUUCGCUAAACCGAUCAAACGAAGCUCUUGUAUACGUCGAAGAUGAUAAUCCUAUUUUAAAUAUGACAAGAUCAUCAAAAAAGCCCAAUCACCCACGGAGUAGUAACAGUUUAAGAUCAGAUGCAAGCGACACAAAAAGCAAUAAAAGUUCAAGUAGUACUUAUUCUUCUGAUCUGAGAAGAAAUAUUAAUGCUGGUGAUGAUGAUUUAAUCACACAAUCGAAUGUUACUUGUGAUUACAAAUCUACUAUGGAUCUAUUUCGCAAAACUUCAGGUAAUGAACCGAAAAAGAGAAAAUCUAUUCAACAAUCUGCACUAGUGUCUACAGAUGAAGUAGUGGAUGUUGAUGAUUGGUUGGAGGAUGAUUUGGGUGCCAUGAACACAACGAACAAAAAGAAAUGUCGUGUGAAUUUAUCACUCAAACGCGCAAAUUCAUUAAAUUCUUUUACAUCUGACAUGGACGCACAAUCUGAUGAUAGUGCGUCGCUUGAUUUGGAAAAUAUUGAUUCCAGUAAUGUUAUUACAAUUGAAUCUAGCGGUACAAGUGGCACAAGCUCAAAAUCUGGCUUCCGGAAGCGUAAAUCCCAACAGACACUUUUUAAGAGCGGAUUUACUCGUGUGCGAGACAGUCCUAGUCCGGUUGAGUCAAUGUUCAGUUGUGGUUCAAAUUGGGGAUCAGAUAAAAGCGCGAAUUGCAGAACGCAAUCAAAAAUAUCAAGUUUUUUGUCCAGUGGUGAUGUUCACUCAAAUAGAAACAAGGAUGUUAAUACAACUAAUGUAAAAGAAAGUGAUAUGAAUUUAACACAACCACUGAUUAAAAAUCAAAUGCUGUAUAUCGAUGUACGGAUAGAUGAAAAAUUGUUUCGGAUCCCAUUUCCGGCGAAGGACUUAGAGAGUUUAACGAUUAGUUGGUUGGCGGAGGAAACUGCGAAGCGAUUUUACAAGAAGGAAGCAAUGAAACCAGUUAUUGAAGUAGAAACCAAAAACGGAGCGAUAUUAUGCGACGAUGAUGUUUUAAGCGUGUUAUUUCCUAUUGGAGUUACGCAAUGCGAGGAACUUCGCGCAAAAGUAGUAAAAUGGAACGUCCCACAAUUAAAAGAACGUUAUUUAGACGCGUGCCAUUAUUUUAAUAUGGAGCCAUCCAAUGAAAUUUCAACAAUAUUAGACUCCACCACUGUAAAUCUCGACUUAUCAAACAAAAAAUAUCGCGAUAGGUGUAUUCCAAUAGCACGAGCACUGAAUCGUCAAACUAGUCUCUAUGAACUCAACUUCAGCGGACUACUAGCCGGAAACAAAAUGGUAGAAGUAUUAUGUGAGUCCCUUCCAUCGCUCGUGAAUCUAUCUGUUUUAAACCUAAGCACUAAUCACAUUAAUUGUGAUGGGUUGUACACAUUGUCUACAACAUUACAAUACACACCAUUAAGAUCACUAAACGCACUGGACUUAAGUUACAAUCCAUUGGGAAAUACGUGUUUGAAGCAUAUAGCCGACUUAACUCACAGUCUGAAUUUAGAAAAGCUUCAUUUAUGUGCAGUUGAUUUCACUAUUGGUGUUUUCAACAGCAGUUACAAUCAAAAUGUAUCUUUAAGUCUAAAGAAUUUAACAGAGUUAAAUGUAAGUCACAAUGAACUUGGAAAAUCAGACUUAGCAAAAUUUUUGAACUUUUUGUAUGGGGAUAAAGUUGAAAUGUUGGAAAUUGGUAACAAUGGUGUUGAAACAAGCGGGCUUGGGCUAGACAUAUUCAAAAUGUUACAGAGAAAAUCGCAAGAUCUGGAAAAUCACAAGGUGGCGUUACGAAAAGCUGGAUUAUCAUGGUGUAUGCUAGAAGAUGAUGAUAUUUGUAACCUAAUAAGGCCUUUAAAAGAUAGUGAUAAACUUGAACAACUCGAUCUAUCAUUUAAUGAGUUCUCUGGUAUGUGUUUAAAAGAAUUACUCACGACUUCACCUCCAAAACGCCUCCUUAUUAUGGGAUGUGGCAAGUUGAAUGGGGAUUCAAAUAUGUUUGAUACUGAAUGGAAAUUUAUAUCUACAAGUUGUGAAUAUUUGGAAAGCACUCUAGAUUGUGUGCAGGAUUUCCAGCAAUGUGAUACUCUAAUUAAUAUGUUUAGGGAAAAAUACAAUGAUCAAUUGGAUAUCAGGGGGCUAGAUGAGGGUAUGCUCACAUUAUCUGUUUGUAAUACUUAAAUACAUGCUUUGACUGAA
This is a messenger RNA of Dalotia coriaria, 4303 nucleotides long. RefSeq names its product tonsoku-like protein. The transcript is spliced from 7 exons. Gene Ontology annotation, cellular component: nuclear replication fork. Gene Ontology annotation, molecular function: protein binding. The record is from RefSeq and is a predicted model, not a curated record. The coding region runs from base 107 to 4285 and encodes 1392 amino acids. Lineage: Eukaryota; Metazoa; Arthropoda; Insecta; Coleoptera; Staphylinidae. Gene Ontology annotation, biological process: double-strand break repair via homologous recombination; replication fork processing.